CGAGUUAAAAUACUCGUAACUUGUAUUGUAAAGAUAUCAGUCUAUAUGACAGCUUUUUAUUAGCUUCUGGUACAACCUUGGAUUCUAUAAAUUGCUUAACAAUUUCUUAAAGAACUCACAGUUUUAUUGAUCUCCAAGUGCAUGUAACAACGUGAUUAAAUAAUCAAAGCCGUGGAUUUUUUAAUAAAUUAAAACUGAAUAAAUAAUUAAAGAAGAAAUAGAAAAGAUAUCAAUGCAUUCUACAAAAUGAGGACAUCAUCGGUUUUAUUAUUAACCGUUGUUGUCGUUGUGGCCAUUUAUGGCGGUUAUGCCAAAGCUAGUAUUAUACCAAUAGGCGGCGUACUACCACCAUAUGUUGUUUUGCAUCAACCAAAUGUGGUAGUGGCUACCUCUGGAGAUGGCUCCGCUGCUGUGGCAGCCGCCGCUGAAGCAGCUCAAAAUGUUGUCAAUAGUGUACAAGAAGCUGCCAACCAAGCUGUUAGUAAUGCUCAAGUUGCUGCUGACGCUGCUGGUGUAAAUGCUCAGGCUAUUGCAGAUGCCGCCCAAGCUGUGAACGAUAAAAUAGCUGCUGCUGCUGAAGCUCAAGCUGCUGCAAAUGCUGCUGCUAUUGCUAAUGCACAAGCUGCCGCUCAAAAUCUAGCAGCUGCUAAUGCUGAAGCUGCCGCAAAUGCAGCAUCCGCCGCUAAUGCUCAAGCUGCUGCUGCUAAUGCUCAAGCCGCUGCUAAUGCUCAGGCUGCUGUUGAUGCCGCAGCUGCUGCAAAUGCUGAAGCUGCCGCUGCUGCUAAUGCUCAAGCCUUGGCAAAUGCUCAAGCUGCCGCUGCUGCUAAUGCUCAGGCUGCUGCAGCUGCUAAUGCUAACGCCCAAACGGCUGCCAAUGCUCAGAUUGCUGCUGCCGCCAAUGCUCAAGCUCAAGCAGCUGCUAAUGCUCAAGUAGCUGCUGCUGCUAAUGCCCAAGCUGCCGCUGCUGCCAAUGCUCAAGCAAUAGCUGCUGCUAAUGCCCAAGCUGCUGCUAAUGCACAAGCUGCUGCCAAUGCUCAAGCUGUUGCAAAUGCACAAGCUGCUGCCAGUGCUCAAGCUGCUGCUAAUGCUCAAGCUGCUGCCAAUGCUCAAGCUGUUGCCAAUGCUCAAGCCGCAGCAAUUCAAGCUGCUGCUGGUUCUGGUGUAGUAGUUUCUGUAGUGCCUGCUGUUCCCGGUUUACCAGGUGCCCCCGGUGCUCCAGGAGGUGGUGGCGCACCCGGAGGUGCUGGUGGUCUAGCCAUAGGAAUAGCUGGAGCUGGUUCAGCCGGUGGUGCAAAUGGAGGCGCUGGUGGUUCUGGAGGCUCUGGACCCGCUGGUGGCGGCGGAGGAGGUGCAGGUGGUGCUGCUGCUGGCGGUAGUGGUGGAGGAGGUGGUGGUGCAGGUGCCGGUCCCUUAGGUGGUGGCGGAGCUGGUGGUGGUGGUUCAGGUGGUGCCGCUGGUGGCGUCUACAUUUCAGGCAUAAGUGGUAGUAAUGGCGGCAACGGAGGUCCUUCUGUCGGUUAUAUUUGCGGACCCGAUGGUGCUGAUGGUGCCGAUGGUUUGGAUGGUCCAAGCGGUCCCGAUGGCUCAAUAGGCGGCAGAGGUGGUAAGGGUGGUAAGGGAGGCAAAGGUGGCUGUAUUGGUGGCGGAGGAGCUGGUGGUGCUGGAGGUGGCGGUGGUGCUGCUCCAAUACCUGGUCCCGCUCCCGUCUGGCCCGAGCCCAUUAUUCUCAAUACCAUCCAAUGGUAAUAAUGCGAUUUUAGUUUAUUUCUUCUCUUUAACGUUAAACUUUCUUUAACAUUGCGAAAAUUUCACUGAGGCAACAUUAAGAUUAAGAAAAUUAUUUGAAUUUUUGUAUGAUUACAUUUUUUUACUUUUUUUGGUUUUUCUUAGUAUUUUUUUUCUUCCAAUACAAGGAAAUGAAGGUGCAUACACAUACAAUGUUUACAUACGUUUUUCUUUAAGUUAACCUUAGUUUAAGUCUAGUCAUAAAUAACACCUUAAACGAAACUACACUGUGUUUAUUUGUCUUUGCAUGCGAAUAUAUAAAAUAUUCAAAAGAAAAUCUAA
Molecule: messenger RNA, 2067 nt
Organism: Lucilia sericata (common green bottle fly)
Lineage: Eukaryota; Metazoa; Arthropoda; Insecta; Diptera; Calliphoridae
Product: glycine, alanine and asparagine-rich protein
Exons: 2
Coding region: 247-1746 (499 amino acids)
Source: RefSeq, a predicted model, not a curated record